Messenger RNA from Dacryopinax primogenitus, 1377 nucleotides. RefSeq lists its product as uncharacterized. The record is from RefSeq and is a predicted model, not a curated record. The transcript is spliced from 3 exons. Bases 285 to 620 code for a protein of 111 amino acids. NCBI's taxonomy places the organism in Eukaryota, Fungi, Basidiomycota, Dacrymycetes, Dacrymycetales, Dacrymycetaceae.
CCCAUUCAAGGAGAGACUCUCGCCACCGCUGUGUUCGGGGCUAGGCAGGCCCAGGGCAGCGGGCAGAGCAUGUGAUGAGAAUUUUGUUGCCAGACUCCCUUAUACACCCCUCGUCAGCACGGAAUGAAACAGGGUCCAUUUCUUGCCCUUCCUCUCUCCUCCUCCGUCUCUGCUGGCUUGUCUAGCUGGCUAGCGCCGAAUAUCCCUCUUCCAGCUAAUAUCGACAUCCAACAAUCCAACAACGUAGCAUCGUCAACUCUUGCUUCCUCCCACCAAGUUUCGUAAUGAGUUCCAGCACUGAAUCAUCGACACCGGCAUCCUCAUCCUCAUCCUCAUCCUCAUCCUCUUCAACCUCCCCUUCCCCACCUACGCAACCCAUGCCCGACCUCCCUACCACUCCGAGCACUCAUCCUCAGGCGAUCGAGCCACGCGCCGCUCGUCUAGCUCGAGUGGCAGAGGAAGUCGUCGCUGCACUCGCUGCGCGCCAAAUGGGAGAUCCAGCGAUGUUGAAUGCCGAUAUCGUGCGCGGUUCUAUCCGUACCCUGAACGAGAUCAUCCAGGAGAGUGCCUCCACAAACGCGAGCUACAACAUCAACGUCUGGGCAGGCCGAGGGCGGUAGGCAUCCCCCAGAUUCGCUCUGUUGGUGAUAUACAGGUCCUGCGGUUCUCUCCUUAUGUUUAUGAUCAUCCUCUUUCUCCGAACGAUGCAUGCAUCGACCCACCUCUCCUCAUUGUGCUUUUCCACACAUUCGCAUGGAGCCGCGCUCCGACUUUCCCAAGUUGAUACCACGUCAGGCUAUAGAUACCCGUUUUGUACAGGGAAAGGGGACGACUGGGGAAAAAGUGCGCUAGGCAAAAUACAGGUUCCACAAUACGCUCUCAGGCUGUUCCCUUCCGCACAAUCUUGUUUCGUUUCGUUCUUUUCCGUUCUGUUUUAAUACUUUGGGCUAGGCUGUUCGGUCUGCCCACCAUUUCUAAUUCCUGAUUUCCGUGUUUUCGAGAAAUCGUGGAUCUGCACUUGGGUUGAAUGACUAAUGGGCGUGUGCGGGACGCGUCGUAGCUGUGCCCCGCGUUCGCACACUGCCGGAGCAUGAUGUAUAUAUGCAAUGGAUGCCGCGCGAAUGGGAUACAGUGCAUUGAUGAUUGAAAUCGGAGGGUUUGGGCGGGUCACAAGAAACGGACGGACGGAUCAAUAUCGAUUGCGAUGCACCGGCCAAUGGGCUGCGCGCGGUACACCGCUCGGCAAACGAGCUGGCAGGCGCGUCCAACGUUCGGAAGGCGUGUAUUCGCCGGUCUUCGAGAAUUAGAGGAGGGGCAAUACCCUUAAUCACGCGCGACGAUCCACAGCACAACGCAGAGUCUGGCCGAGGUAGCAGA